Messenger RNA from Vitis riparia (riverbank grape), 821 nucleotides. Its product is annotated as reactive Intermediate Deaminase A, chloroplastic. The record is from RefSeq and is a predicted model, not a curated record. The transcript is spliced from 6 exons. The coding region runs from base 9 to 584 and encodes 191 amino acids. Gene Ontology annotation, cellular component: cytosol. Gene Ontology annotation, molecular function: deaminase activity. NCBI's taxonomy places the organism in Eukaryota, Viridiplantae, Streptophyta, Magnoliopsida, Vitales, Vitaceae.
GACAGUGAAUGAGAGAGAUGGCCUGGAGCGCUGUUGCACGAACCUUCAAUAUGCCGGCCAUCGACGUCGGAGCACUGCGCCGACGGGGUCCGCUAGCCGUCGGUAUAGGCUGUGCCUCGGUGGCCACUACCAGCCUAUGGCGAUCUUCGUCCUCGUCGUUGCGGUCAAAGCCACUCGCUUGCUUGAGCAUUUCUACUGACGCCAGUAUAAAGCAGGCUGUUCAAACGGACAAGGCUCCAGCAGCUUUGGGACCUUACUCUCAGGCCAUCAAAGCCAAUAACCUAGUCUUUGUGUCCGGUGUUCUGGGUCUUAUUCCAGAGACUGGGAAGUUCAUCUCAGAUAAUGUAGAGGAUCAAACAGAGCAGGUUCUCAAGAAUAUGGGGGAAAUACUCAAAGCCAGUGGUGCCAGCUAUUCCUCAGUAGUUAAGACUACAAUUAUGUUGGCUGACUUGAAGGACUUCAAGAAAGUGAAUGAGAUCUAUGCCAAAUACUUCCAUGCUCCUGCUCCUGCUCGAUCAACAUACCAGGUAGCAGCGUUACCAUUGGAUGCCCGGAUUGAAAUCGAGUGCAUUGCAGCCCUCUAAAAAUCGAACCUGUGCGAAUCCAAAAUCUCAAGAUAGAGCUAAGUUUAAUAAUGGGUAGGGACAUCUCUAAGCUUUAACCUCAGGGAUUUGUGGCCAAGUAUGGUCCAUCUCCCAUCAGGCUUUGCUUUUUCAUUCGCUGUCAAUUGAACUAGUAAACCUGUGAACCUUACUGCUUGUUUUUGGUUGGGUUAUGAAAUUGAAAUUGAAAUGGACAAAGCAUUCAGGUUGCCCCAGAUA